This is a messenger RNA of Penicillium soppii, 390 nucleotides long. RefSeq lists its product as uncharacterized. NCBI's taxonomy places the organism in Eukaryota, Fungi, Ascomycota, Eurotiomycetes, Eurotiales, Aspergillaceae. The transcript has 2 exons. Bases 1 to 390 code for a protein of 129 amino acids. The record is from RefSeq and is a predicted model, not a curated record.
AUGGCAUUAAUCAGCCGUAGCGGCGUCAUGUCACGGCCUCUUCUCCGACUGUUUUCGUCAGCGCGAUAUACCAAUCUGGGAUGGAGAAAUCGAGGGAUUGCUACAGCACCACCACCUCAUGCACAUCCGAAUCCCGGGAACUUUGCGAACCGUCCACACGAUGAGCUUGUAGCAAUCGGCCAUAAGGGCGGCAAGAAAGGUGGCAAAGCCCGAGGCGGUGGAUUCCAUGGCACAAAUACAGAGAAACAGGUAAGACUGAGCAGAAACCAUCGCGCUCGGAGAAAAUCUGCAGAGCACGAGGAGACUGAGCUAGAAGCCGAACGUCGUGGCCGAUCGCAUGAGCCAUCUGUAGUUCCACCUGGAUUUGAAGAGUGGAAGACAAGUGUUUGA